AUGGCCUCAGCCCCCAAAGAAAUCGCCGUCGACAUGUCGCCGUUUUUCAGGCUGUUCAAGGACGGCAGCAUCGAACGCCUCAGCCCGCCGCAGUUCCAGCCUCCGUCCGACGACCCGACCUCCGCCGUCCGCUCAAAGGACGUCCAGAUCGACCCGGCCACCGGCCUCUCCGUCCGCAUCUUCGCACCUCGCCGCCUCCACGACCCGCCGCGGCGGCUCCCCGUCGUCGUCUACAUCCACGGAGGCGCCUUCUGCGUCGGAUCCGCUUUUGCGCCGGUCUUCCACGCCUUCGUCUCCGCCGUGGCCGAGCGGGCCGGCGCCGUCGCCGUCUCGAUCGACUACCGCCUGGCGCCGGAGACCCCUCUCCCGGCCGCGUUCGACGACUCCUGGGCGGCGUUCCGGUGGAUCGCGUCCCACGCGGGCGGCGUCGGCGGCCCGGACCCGUGGCUGAGCGAGCUUGCGGACUUCGGGCGCGUGUUCGUCGGCGGGGAGAGCGCCGGCGCGACCAUCGCGAGCGAUAUGGCGGUGAGAGCUGGAACGGAGCCGCUCUCCGGCGUGGGGAUCGCCGGCGUGUUCCUGAUCCACCCGUUCUUCGGGGGGAAGGAGGAGGACAGGCUGUACAGGUUCCUCUGCCCGGAGAGCAGCGGUCGGGACGAAGACCCGCGGCUGUACCCAGCGGUGGAUCCGAGGAUCGGGGGAAUGGCGGGGCGGCGCGUGAUAUUCUUCGUGGCGGAGAAGGAUUUCCUUAGGGACAGAGCGUGGGGUUACUACGAGGGGUUGAGGAAGAGCGCGUGGGCGGGUGAGGUUGAGAUAAUGGAGACAAAAGAAGAAGGGCACUGUUUUCACCUGUUUAAUUCGAGCAGUUACAAAGCUGUGGCAAUAAUGGAUCGGUUGGUUGCAUUUAUCACUAGUGCUUAG
Messenger RNA from Striga hermonthica, 918 nucleotides. Lineage: Eukaryota; Viridiplantae; Streptophyta; Magnoliopsida; Lamiales; Orobanchaceae. The record is from the annotation of a GenBank genome assembly.